AUGGAAAUAGAGGUGGCAAGCGGCGGCGGCGGCGGUGGAGGUGCAAGUUCUAGCAGCUCCGGCGGUGAUAUUGAGAAGGGACUAGGGCGAAGCAACGGCGGAGCCGGAGCAUACUUGGUUUGGGAAGAUUUAACGGCGUUGCUCCCAAAUUUUGGCCAUGGACCUCCCAAGAAAUUGCUUCAUGGACUCAAUGGGUAUGCUGAGCCUGGGAGAAUUAUGGCAGUUAUGGGUCCUUCUGGCUCUGGAAAAUCUACUCUUCUUGAUUCUUUAGCAGGUAGAUUAUCAAAUAAUGUUGUCAUGAGUGGAAAUAUACUUCUUAACGGGAAGAAGCGGAGGCUAGACUAUGGUGUAGUUGCGUAUGUAACACAAGAGGAUGUCUUGUUGGGAACUCUUACAGUCAGAGAAACUUUAACUUACUCUGCCUAUUUAAGGCUUCCAACUACCAUGUCUAGAGAAGAGGUAAAGGGAAUUAUAGAGGGAACCAUCAUUGAAAUGGGACUUCAAGAUUGCGCAGAUCGACAGAUAGGGAAUUGGCAGUUACGAGGCAUAAGCGGUGGAGAGAAGAAAAGACUGAGUAUUGCACUCGAAAUUCUCAUAAGACCUCGUAUAAUGUUUCUCGAUGAACCUACUAGUGGCCUCGACAGUGCAGCGGCUUUCUUUGUUAUCCAAGCUAUUAAAAAUGUCGCUCGUGAUGGAAGAACGGUUAUCUCCUCGGUUCAUCAGCCUAGUAGCGAAGUUUUCGCUCUGUUUGAUGAUCUCUAUUUGCUAUCCGGAGGUGAAACUGUUUACUUUGGUGAAGCAAAGAUGGCUAUUAAGUUUUUUGCCGAAGCAGGGUUCCCCUGUCCGAGUAGAAGAAAUCCUUCUGAUCACUUCCUUCGAUGCGUUAACUCGGACUUCGACAUUGUAACAGCCACAUUGAAAGGUUCACAAAGACUUCGUGAAAUGCAGAGAGCACCAGAUCCUUUAAUGAAUUUGGCAGCAGCAGAUAUCAAAUCUGUACUUGUCGAAAAAUAUAAGAACUCGGAGUAUGCACGAAAAGCCAGAUCGAGGAUCCGAGAAAUCUCUUCCAUUCAAGGGCUCGACUUCGUAACAAUUAAAGGAAGUCAAGCAAGGUGGUGGAAGCAGCUUUCAACAUUGACCCGAAGAUCGUUCUUGAACAUGUCUAGAGACGUGGGAUAUUACUGGUCUCGUAUAGUCAUCUAUAUAGUCGUUGCUCUUUGUGUUGGCACUCUAUUCUAUGAUGUUGGCACCAGUUAUACUGCAAUCUUGGCUAGAGGAGCAUGUGGUGGCUUUGUGACCGGCUUUAUGACUUUUAUGUCUAUCGGAGGUUUUCCAUCCUUCAUCGAAGAAAUGAAGGUUUUUUAUCGAGAAAGGCGGAAUGGAUAUUAUGGAGUUGCUGUGUUUAUAUUAUCAAACUUUCUCUCUUCAUUCCCGUUCUUGGUUGCGGUCUCGGUCGCUACUGGAACCAUUACAUACUACAUGGUGAAAUUUCGGACGGAAUUUUCUCAUUACAUCUUCUUUUGUCUAAAUAUUUUCGGAAGCAUUGCUAUGGUAGAGAGUGUCAUGAUGAUUGUAGCUGCGCUAGUUCCUAACUUCUUAAUGGGGAUCAUAGCCGGGGCUGGAGUUCUUGGGAUCAUGAUGAUGACAGCUGGAUUUUUCCGUUUGCUCGAUGAUCUUCCCAAGAUAUUUUGGCGCUAUCCAAUUUCUUUAAUUGGCUACGGUGCAUGGGCACUACAGGGAGCGUACAAGAACGAUAUGCUAGGAAUCGUAUUUGAUCCUCUUGUACCCGGAGAUCCAAAAUUAACGGGCGAGCAUGUCAUAAAAGUUUUGUUCAAAAUACCGUUAGAUCAUUCCAAGUGGUGGGAUUUGUUCGCCGUGUAUGCCCUCAUAGUAUGUUAUAGAUUCCUCUUCUUCAUCAUUCUUAAGUUAAAAGAAAGAGCGGCGCCUAUUUUCCACUCGCUUUAUGCAAAGAGAACAAUGCAUCACAUCAAAAAGCGCUCUUCAUUCAAGAGGAAGCCGUCUAUUACUUCCAAGAGGCACUAUAACCUCCACCCAUUGUCUUCUCAAGAAGGUCUAAACUCUCCGAUCCCUUGA
Molecule: messenger RNA, 2094 nt
Organism: Fraxinus pennsylvanica
Lineage: Eukaryota; Viridiplantae; Streptophyta; Magnoliopsida; Lamiales; Oleaceae
Source: the annotation of a GenBank genome assembly